Messenger RNA from Neltuma alba, 1725 nucleotides. Its product is annotated as trans-cinnamate 4-monooxygenase. Bases 50 to 1567 code for a protein of 505 amino acids. The transcript has 3 exons. The record is from RefSeq and is a predicted model, not a curated record. Gene Ontology annotation, molecular function: heme binding; iron ion binding; trans-cinnamate 4-monooxygenase activity. Gene Ontology annotation, biological process: lignin metabolic process. NCBI's taxonomy places the organism in Eukaryota, Viridiplantae, Streptophyta, Magnoliopsida, Fabales, Fabaceae.
ACCCAAUCGCUGAAACAAACGCAUACUCUUCACUCCCUCGAUCGCCACCAUGGAUUUUCUCCUUCUGGAGAAGACCCUCCUCGGUCUCUUCGUUGCCGUCGUCCUCGCCACCGUCAUCUCCAAGCUCAGAGGAAAGCGCUUCAAGCUCCCUCCCGGCCCCCUUCCAGUUCCCAUCUUCGGAAACUGGCUUCAAGUCGGCGAUGACCUCAACCACCGCAACCUCACCGACUUGGCCAAGAAAUUUGGCGACAUCUUCCUCCUCCGGAUGGGUCAGCGCAACCUCGUCGUCGUCUCCUCGCCGGAGCUCGCCAAGGAGGUGCUCCACACACAAGGCGUUGAGUUCGGCUCCCGAACCCGCAACGUAGUGUUCGACAUAUUCACCGGAAAAGGUCAAGACAUGGUGUUUACCGUCUACGGCGAGCACUGGCGGAAGAUGCGGCGGAUCAUGACGGUGCCGUUCUUCACCAACAAGGUGGUUCAGCAAUACCGGCAAGGCUGGGAGAACGAGGUGGAUCAGGUGGUGGAAGAUGUGAAGAAGAAUCCAGAAUCGGCGACGAAAGGAAUCGUCCUAAGGAAGAGAUUGCAACUGAUGAUGUACAAUAAUAUGUACAGAAUCAUGUUCGAUACAAGAUUCGAGAGCGAGAACGAUCCGAAGUUCCAGAAACUCAGAGCUCUGAACGGAGAAAGAAGUCGAUUGGCUCAGAGCUUCGAUUACAACUAUGGCGAUUUCAUUCCCAUUUUGAGACCUUUCCUUAGAGGUUACCUUAAGAUCUGUAAGGAAGUCAAAGACACAAGGUUGAAGCUCUUCAAGGACUAUUUCGUCGACCAGAGAAAGAAGCUGGAAAGUACGAAGAGUACGGGAAACAAUGGACUUAAAUGCGCCGUUGAUCACAUUUUGGAUGCUCAGAAGAAGGGAGAGAUCAACGAAGACAAUGUGCUGUACAUUGUUGAGAAUAUCAACGUUGCUGCAAUUGAGACAACUCUGUGGUCAAUCGAGUGGGGUAUUGCCGAGCUAGUGAACCACCCACAGGUUCAGAAGAAGCUCCGGAACGAGAUCGACACCGUUCUCGGAGUCGGGAACCCGGUUACUGAACCCGAUACCCACAAGCUCCCAUACCUCCAGGCCGUGAUCAAAGAGACUCUCCGUCUCCGAAUGGCGAUCCCACUGCUUGUCCCACACAUGAACCUUCACGACGCCAAGCUCGGUGGUUACGACAUCCCGGCGGAGAGCAAGAUCCUGGUGAACGCAUGGUGGCUGGCCAACAACCCGGCCCAAUGGAAGAACCCAGAACAAUUCCGACCCGAGAGGUUCUUGGAGGAGGAGGCCAAAGUGGAAGCUAACGGAAACGACUUCAGGUACUUGCCAUUCGGAGUCGGAAGAAGAAGCUGUCCCGGAAUAAUACUGGCGUUGCCUAUCCUGGGUAUCACUUUGGGGCGUUUGGUUCAGAACUUUGAGCUUUUGCCUCCUCCUGGUCAAUCCAAGAUUGAUACUACUGAGAAAGGUGGACAGUUCAGUUUGCACAUACUUAAGCAUUCCACCAUUGUUGCCAAGCCAAGAAGCCACUAGAGAGUUCUGUAUUAGGUCUCAAGGGAACUAAAAGCGUCGUGAGAGACAGAUCCAUGUAGGGCCUCCAUCAAUUGCAAUCGGUCAAUUCUAUUUUGCAGGUCUCCGAUUUGUAACACGUGAUGAUGAUAAUUUUGAAAUAAUUAAUUUCCAAUAUUUUA